Molecule: messenger RNA, 2445 nt
Organism: Linum trigynum
Lineage: Eukaryota; Viridiplantae; Streptophyta; Magnoliopsida; Malpighiales; Linaceae
Source: the annotation of a GenBank genome assembly
UCUGCAACUGUCGAUCCGGGAAUUCACUAGAGCAAUGAAUAUUUACUCAACGGAUUUCAUUGAUUCACCGGACACUUUUGCUACCUUGACAAGGGAAUCCGAGUUCCCCUAUUUCAAGGCAUUUUAUGAAUAUGAAGUCAAGAGAUCCGACAGUCUACCGUGAGAUGUCAAGCUAUCAAAAGCUAGUGAGGUGAAACCGGAAUGGUGGCUCAUUCACCACGAGAUUGCUAGGUCGGUGGGAGGAAAUAACCAGAGCAACGGAAACUUAACUGCCUGAGACGUCACCUUCUUUUAUAGUAUGCAUCUACCCCAAUUUCUUCAUCUCAGUUUGGCUAUCUUAUCUAUCUUCAAGUGUUAUGAGAUGGAUCAUCGGCUCACCGCACUUCAUGGAGGAGUUUUUUUCACUCGUCUAGCCAAGUAUUUCCAAGUUGACUUCGGGGCCGUGCAAUUUCAUUUGGAUAGUAGGACCACUCCUAUAUCCUUCGAAGUCUCGAAGUCAAAACUCAAAGUUCUACAAAUGAAUGAUGAUGGCAUUUGGGGAGUACGGGGACUUCCGUUUCCAACCAUUAAUAUGUUGGACAUGGAGGGUACCGGGUUCCAUCUUCCUGAAGCUAGGGUGGCACGAGAGCGAAGAAGAUUUGCAACCGAGGAAGAACAAGUGGAGAGCGUAUAUGAAGGAGGAGAGUCACCCAUACCCACUCUUCAACCUAUUCACCCACAGUUCAACAAUGCAAGGGACUACUGAGUUGAAGCAAUGAUAGCGGCAAUCCUUCACAAUCAAGAAAGAGAGAAUGAAGCACGACUCCGCAUUAUGGCAUGCAUUCUUGCGAUCAUGAAGAAGAUUAACAUUGUGAUUGAAGAUGUACCGACCCAAUUUGAUAACUCCGCUCCCCUUGCACUACUCCAAAAAGAAGAAGAAGGACCCUCCGAGGAGAAUUGAGUACUAGGCAUCCAAGGUCUAAGUUCUAUCUUUUCUUUUUCUUUGUCUUUCUUUAUUUUAAUUAAACAAUGUUUAAUUUUUGCUUUAUUUUUCAUUUUGCUUUUCGUAAUUUACAUUCUCUAGCAUUAGUAGUAUUAGUUCUUAUAUUAUUUAUCUAGUUAUCGUACCUAUAGGUUAUAACUCUUCAUCUUCUUCCUCUCUCUCUCUCUCUCUCUCUUAUGCGCUUUAUCCUUUUGAAAAAUACUAGGAAGACAAAGACCUACAGUUGUGUACCUUCACCAACACACAACCCAACCUAUGGUAACCUUCAUGAUCUUUUCUUAGGAAAAAAUCCAAAAGUACCACUGUUUAAAAAAAAAAUUUCAAAAAUACCACCCAACCCCAAAAAUUUCCAAAAAUACCACCCUUUUUCAAAAACCGCCACCUCACCCUGCGGUUUACACGAAAACCGUUUGUCGGAGGCGCGGUUUUCUAUGCAAACCGCGGGCCUAGGGAGCGGUUAUAAAAAAAAAAAUUUGACCAAACCGCUGGGUGGGGUGGCGGUUUGACCCAAAACCGCCACCCCACCCAGCGGUUUGGUCCAAUUUUUUUUUUUUUUUUUCGAUCAACUCCUAACUUCGGCCGAAACUUCAAAUGAACGUAACUUUUCACUCGGGUAUCCGAUCGUAGCGAUUUUUUUUUCCAUUUCGCAUAAAUUUUCAAGAUCUACAACUUUUACUAGGAUGAAAUUUUCAAAAAAGGAACUAUUUGUGGAUAUACGGGACCUUGGGAAUAACUUUACCUUUACUUUUCACAAAUCCAUGUAUAUUUUGAAAUUAUGAUUAUAUUAAAAGUUGUAGAUCUUGAAAAGUUAUGUUGAAUCAAAAAAAAUUUCAUGACAUUCGGAUUUUGGAGCACAAAGUUAUGGCCGCCUAAAGUUUGACGAAAUCAAAAAAAGGCUCGUUCGGGGUGGCAAAUGACGUUUUUUCGAGACGAAGGCGGGACCCGGCGAUUUGUGGCUUGCAAGAUCUCAAAAAGUUAUUCGGAUUCAAAAAAUGGAGGCCCCAAAGUUUGACGAAAUGGAGGCCGCAAAGUUAUUCGGAUUCAAAAAAUGGAGGCCCCAAAGUUUGACGAAAUGCGAGACCCGGCAGUAUGCGGCUUGCAAGAUCUCAAAAAGUUUGCGGCCUCCAUUUUUUGAAUCCGAAUAAAUUUUUGAGAUCUUGCAAGCCGCAAACUGCCGGGUCCCGCCUUCGUCUCGAAAAAACGUCAUUUGCCACCCCGAACGAGCCUUUUUUUUAUUUCGUCAAACUUUGGGCGGCCAUAACUUUGUGCUCCAAAAUCCGAAUUUCAUGAAUUAUUUUUUGAUUCCACAUAACUUUUCAAGAUCUACAACUUUUAAUAUAAUCAUAAUUUCAAAAUAUACAUGGAUUUGUGAAAAGUAAAGGUAAAGUUAUUCCCAAGGUCCCGUAUAUCCACAAAUAGUUCCAGUUUUGAAAAUUUCAUCCUAGUAAAAGUUGUAGAUCUUG